Daucus carota subsp. sativus is the source of this 1631-nucleotide messenger RNA. RefSeq names its product cinnamoyl-CoA reductase 1-like. The record is from RefSeq and is a predicted model, not a curated record. Lineage: Eukaryota; Viridiplantae; Streptophyta; Magnoliopsida; Apiales; Apiaceae. Gene Ontology annotation, molecular function: oxidoreductase activity, acting on the CH-OH group of donors, NAD or NADP as acceptor. The coding region runs from base 476 to 1435 and encodes 319 amino acids. The transcript is spliced from 6 exons.
AUACAAAAGUUAAAGUGUUAAACAUAUCAUUCUUUUCCCUUCUUCAGAUCUCCGAUUUCAUUAUUUUUUUUCCGACGCGACCAUACCGCCCCUUGAUGCCUCGUCUUGAUACCAAAAUAAUUCACUGUGAAAAGUGAAUUUCUUUUCAAACAAAGAUUUGUUGACCAUAUAAAGUUCGUUGUCGCUUCUAUCUUCUGGAAGAGAGUUAGUUGUGAAUGAUGUGUAGACUAUUAAUCUACGAAUUUUUUUAGUCAAAAAGCUUUUAGAAUUAUCAUCAAUGCCGGUCAUUCUCUAAUAUUUAAAAAUUUUAAAUCACGCAUGACGAACUCAAUAAGCAUCUUCCAGAGGCUGUUCUCUGCAAAUUAUAAAUAUUAUAAACACAACACACUUUUUUGAUGACUUUGAGUUGUACAAGGAUAAUAGUUGUUGCAAACUAAACUAGAGACAUUGUUUGGUCGUGUGUGAUCUAAUUGUGAUGGCACAGAAAGGAACAGUUUGUGUAACAGGGGCUGGAGGUUACAUUGGUUCAUGGGUUGUUAAGGUUCUUCUCUCUAACAAUUAUGUUGUUCAUGGCACUGUCAGAGAUCCAGGUUCUACUAAGUAUAGUCAUUUAACUAAGCUUGAAAAGGCAUCUGAGAACCUAAAACUCUUCAAGGCUGAUCUACUGGAUUUUGAUUCUCUUCUUACUGCUAUCAGAGGGUGUGAUGGAGUUUUCCAUGUAGCAAGUCCAGUUCCUGCCACGGCUGUACAAAAUCCUGAGGUAGAAUUGCUCGAGCCAGCUGUUAAAGGUACACUUAAUGUUCUUAAGGCAUGUUCUGAGGUUAAAGUCAAGCGAGUAGUGCUUGUAUCAUCUGUGGCUGCUAUAGCCAUGAACCCCAGCUGGCCCAAGGGAAAACUAAUGGAUGAAACUUCUUGGUCGGACAAGGAAUUCUGCAGAAAAAUAAAGAGCUAUUAUUCACUCUCCAAAACAGAAGCAGAGAGUGAAGCUUGGGAAUUUGCCAGACAGAGUGGAAUUGACCUUGUAACUGUUUGUCCUAGCCUUGUCUGGGGGCCAUUACUUCAGAGCACAACAAAUUCCAGUAGCUUAAGCCUUAUUAAUAUUAUGAAAGAAGGUUUAAAGGAAAUGGCAAACAAUAUGGGGUGGUAUGUAGAUGUACGUGAUGUUGCUGAUGCAUUAUUGUUGGCAUAUGAAAAGCCUGAAGCUGAAGGAAGAUACAUAUGCUCAGCUCACGCGUUCUAUAAACAGGAUUUAGUGGAGUUCGUGAGAAAACUUUAUCCAAACUACAAUUAUCCAAAGAGUUUCACUGCUGGAGAUGGAGUCGAUUUUAAGCCCAACUCAGAGAAACUAGAAAAACUGGGACUGAGUUACAGACCGCUAGAAGAAACUAUCAAGGAUUCUGUUGAGAGCUACAGGCAGUCUGGUUGCCUAGAUUAAUUAGAAAGCUUAAGCAUUGCAUUUGCUCUUGAAGUUUCAUCUCUACUAAUAGAAACUUGCGUGUUUUAGGGGAUGAAGUUGUACUUUGAAAGUUUAAAUUGCUUCUCUUCCGUCUUCAAUAAAUUUUUCAAUAAAUCGAGUGAUUACACAUCUGAUUUAUUUUCAAAGUAUUGAAUGAAAUAAAAGGUUCUUUUCA